Alosa alosa (allis shad) is the source of this 4947-nucleotide messenger RNA. It is a transcript of the gene fbxw7, whose product is annotated as F-box and WD repeat domain containing 7. Gene Ontology annotation, cellular component: nucleus; cytoplasm. The record is from RefSeq and is a predicted model, not a curated record. Lineage: Eukaryota; Metazoa; Chordata; Actinopteri; Clupeiformes; Clupeidae. Gene Ontology annotation, molecular function: ubiquitin binding. The transcript has 12 exons. Gene Ontology annotation, biological process: proteasome-mediated ubiquitin-dependent protein catabolic process; ubiquitin recycling. Bases 101 to 2401 code for a protein of 766 amino acids.
GGGUCGAGGUAACGGCUCCUCGGCCCGCGCGGCGGUGGCAGCGGCCUCGGGCACGGCCUCGGCACACCAGCCGGGCCAGGAGGCUGACGAGGAGGAGAACAUGAACCGCGUGCUGGAGGACGGAGAGCAGGAACGACCCAGAGCCGCAGAAGCAACAGCAACAGCAGCGGCCCCCGCAGGCCAGCCUGUCCGAGACGGAGAGGAGGAAGAGGAGGGCGAGGAGGAGGAAGAGGAGGGCGAUGAAGAAGAGGGCGAUGAAGACGAGGAGGAGGAGGAGGAGGAAGAAGAGGAAGAGGAGGAGACGUGGCCCUCGGGAGAGAUGCACAGCAAUGAGGAUCGUGGUGAGGGCGCCCCCCAGAGGCAGCGCAGUGAGCUGAACGGAGCGGAGCAGGGAGCGUGCUGGGCAGCGGAGGACCGACGCCGGCAGGACCAGGAGGAAGAGGAGGAGGAAGAGGAGGGGGAGGAGGAGAACAACAACAGCAGCAGCAGCACGGGGGAAGGAGGAGCAGCGCGGCACAGAGCCGAGGAGGAAAGGACAGAACGGGAGACGGAGGGAGGCCCAGGGGCCCAGGAGGAGGAGGGGGGCGAGGAGGAGGAGAUGGACCAGGACAGUGACGAGUUUGAAAACUCGGAUGAGAGUGAGCGAGAGGAGGAAGAGGAGGAAGAGGAAGGGGAAGAGGGCCUCCCCACCCUAAAGAACAGUGUAGCAGACUCUACUGACAACGUGGAUGCCCCGUCAGGAAGACCACAUCAGACUCAAGCCUCACCUCUCAAGAAGAUGAAGAGAAAGUUGGACCAUGGUCCAGAGGUCCGAUCUUUCCCUUCAGGGAAGAAGCCCUGCAAAGGCCCAGAUUACUCGAGCCCCACAGGGCUCGUCCCGUACCCUGCCACUCCCACAACGUUUGGGGACCUGCGGGCGGCCAACGGCCAGGGCCAGCAGCGCCGCCGCAUCACCUCCAUCCAGCCCCCCAGCGGCCUGCAGGAAUGGCUCCGCACCUUUCAGAGUUGGAGUGGUCCAGAGAAGCUGCUGGCAUUGGAUGAGCUGAUAGACAGCUGUGAGCCCACGCAGGUGAAGCACAUGAUGCAGGUGAUCGAGCCCCAGUUCCAGCGGGACUUCAUCUCACUCCUGCCCAAAGAGCUGGCGUUGUAUGUGCUGUCAUUCCUGGAGCCGAAGGACCUGCUGCAGGCGGCUCAGACGUGUCGCUACUGGCGCAUCCUGGCCGAGGACAACCUGCUCUGGAGGGAGAAAUGCAGGGAGGAAGGUAUUGAUGAGCCUCUGCACAUCAAACGGCGGAAAGUAAUCAAACCCGGUUUCACGCAUAGUCCCUGGAAGAGUGCCUACAUCAGGCAGCACAGAAUAGACACCAACUGGAGGAGAGGAGACCUCAAAUCCCCCAAGGUGCUGAAGGGCCACGACGAUCACGUGAUCACCUGCCUCCAGUUCUGCGGAAACCGCAUCGUCAGCGGCUCGGAUGACAACACGCUCAAAGUGUGGUCAGCAGUCACCGGAAAGUGUUUGCGGACACUGGUGGGCCACACGGGUGGCGUGUGGUCGUCCCAGAUGAGGGACAACAUUAUCAUCAGCGGCUCGACGGACCGCACGCUGAAGGUGUGGAACGCCGAGACGGGGGAAUGUAUCCACACGCUGUACGGACACACCUCCACUGUGCGCUGCAUGCACCUUCAUGAGAAAAGGGUGGUGAGUGGUUCCCGGGACGCCACGCUGCGUGUGUGGGACAUCGAGACGGGUCAGUGUUUGCACGUGCUCAUGGGCCACGUGGCGGCCGUGCGCUGCGUCCAGUAUGACGGGCGCAGGGUCGUGAGCGGUGCCUACGACUUCAUGGUCAAGGUGUGGGACCCUGAGACCGAGACCUGCCUGCACACACUGCAGGGCCACACCAACAGAGUCUACUCCUUACAGUUCGACGGCGUGCAUGUGGUCAGCGGCUCGUUGGACACGUCGAUCCGCGUGUGGGACGUGGAGACGGGGAACUGCAUCCACACGCUCACCGGGCACCAGUCCCUCACCAGCGGCAUGGAGCUGAAGGACAACAUCCUGGUGUCCGGCAACGCCGACUCCACCGUCAAGAUCUGGGACAUCAAGACGGGCCAGUGCCUCCAGACACUUCAAGGUCCCCACAAGCACCAGAGCGCCGUCACGUGCCUCCAGUUCAACAAGAACUUCGUGAUCACCAGCUCGGACGACGGCACGGUCAAGCUGUGGGACCUGAAGACGGGCGAGUUCAUCCGCAACCUGGUGACGCUGGAGAGUGGCGGCAGCGGCGGCGUGGUGUGGCGCAUCCGCGCCUCCAACACCAAGCUGGUGUGCGCCGUGGGCAGCCGCAACGGCACCGAGGAGACCAAGCUGCUCGUGCUGGACUUCGACGUGGACAUGAAGUGACUUGCGAGGUUUUUUUCUUUUUUUAAAGACCGGGGAAGAUGAUGUGGAGGAGGUGGUGGAGGAGGAGGGGAGAAAAAGAGGGAGAGAUUGAGAGAGAAUAAGAGCGAGUGAGUGAAAGAGGGGUUGAGGGUGGAUGGCUGAGCCCCUCUUUGUGGAGCUCAAUGUCACGAUCCAUCGCUUGCUCUUUUUUUAUUUAAACAGCAACAAAAAAAUGUAUCUCUCCAACCAUCUCCAGCCAGCCCUCCCCAUCUGCUGGGUGGUGGUGAUGAUGGUGGUGGUGGUGGUGGUGUUAUCUGGCUCUACAGUUUCUCCAUCACCCUCUCUCUCUCCCCCUGGCUGGACGGGGUGGUUGACACGGGGGGCCUUUGCUUGGGGCGGACGACGUGAGCAAGGACGACGUGGAGGAGGGGCUGAGACAGAGGAGAGGACUGGACUCUUGCGCUGCCCCCUCCCCCCACCCUCCGGAUGUGCGUUUGCAGCAGGAGGUCGACUUGCUUACGGCAGCAGCAGCCACACAGACAGACUGGUCUGCACUUGCCAGCAAUGCUGUGUUGAGAUGCACAAAACCCACAUGAUUUUAGCCCCCCCCACUCCCACCCCACCUCCUUCACCUGUUUAGAGCAGGCCAAGAGCGCGCCAUCACCAGGCAGCAGUAAACACACACACCUACACACAUGCACACUCACUCACUCACUCCCAGAGACCUCCGAUUGAGUUACUUUCACAGUGCUGCUUAUGGAGCCCCCCACCACGGCUGAUAGGGUUUGGGUAUGGGAGCACAUGGCACAGAGUAGAGAGGCGUGGACUGGCCUGAAGGAUGCCCCCAGCCCUGGUGGCCUAGGCCCUGGGACAGGUGCUCUCCAGCCCUGGUGGCCUAGGCCCUGGGACAGGUGCUCUCCACUUUCUUUCUGUGCAUUUUGGUUUGUUUCCUUUUUCUUCCUGUCUCCAUCACUUUGUUUCCUGGCUUUGAGUUCCUCACAAACAAACACGGACUACGAAACCUUUUAGUGUGCUCCACAAAUGUCCUGUUCCCCUCUUAUUUUGCCUGCUGUUGCCAUUAGCAACACAUCCCAGUAUUAAGCUGUUCUUUGCUGUUCACGUUACAUUCUCUCUAUUUGUUUGGAUUUUUGUUGGAUUUUUCCCCUCUCUCCUUCCAUUUCUUUCUCUCCCCUUCAUGCACAGAGCUGACAAGAAGUCCAGCCUCCAGCUCAGUGUCUGGUCAUUGGCCUUUAUGUUGGAGAGCCUGGACAUUUAGUCACCUCAGCCCAGGUGUUUAAAGCUGAGGAUGGGGGUAGAGGCGGGAGGUGUGUGUGUGUGUGUGUGUGUGUGUGAGGGGGUGAGUGAGUGUGCAUUUGCGUUGUGGUGGUGGCGAGCAAGCAUCACCUCAGCUCCUGGGAAGCGCGCUUUUUCCCCCCAGUACUGUUUCUCCCAGUGGCCAAACGGAAUUCAUGCUGCUAGACAGAGAAAAGCAAGGUGGAACUUUUAACUCGCUGUGACGUUUUAGUCCCAGACUAAAUUCCAAAAAUUGACUCUAUAUAGUUUGGACAGAGGAAAAAAAAAGAUGUGCAGUGGAAAUUACAACCGACAUUUUUUUGUGUGUGUUUUUGUUUUGUUUUUGCCACUGAAACUUGAGCCAAAUGUGCCUCUACGAGGCUGAGCAGAGAGAGUGAUGAACAGACCAGGACAGGUUUGCCCGAGGAGACAGGAUAGGAUUGACAUGAGCAAAUGAAUGUGUGUGUGUGUGUGUGUGUGUGUGUGUGUGUGUGUGUGUGUGUGUGUGUGUGUGUGUGUGUGCGCGCACUGUGUGAGGUCUUGGAUAAUUGUAAACACAUUCCUUUGGACAAAGCUCUGUUAGCCUGUACUCCUUUGAAAUGUAUGUUUGACAGGAUUACUAAAGCAACAGCCCAGUCAGGGUUUUAAAGUGAAUGAGAACUGUCCAUGUAGCUGUCUAUGAGCUUGAUGUCUGUGUUUCGUUCACUCGAAUGUUUUUUUUUUUCCAACUGAUUUCAGAGGCAUCACCAUUAAACCAACUGACAGGUCCAUGUGGUGACAAGGAAGAGUGUAGUGUUUGAGAUGUUACAGCAACAGACCCCUUCACGCUCUCAGAGCAAGGCAGGGGACACGCAGCAACACAGGCAAAUGAAUUCAAGGUGAACAUAGCCAAACGAUUAGUCUCAUUCUCCAAGUCACACAACUCAAGCUGAACUGUGAAAGUGGUAUAACACUGUAUAUUAUAAAACAAUCUUGCUCUCUCUUAUCUGUUUUUUUUUUUUUUUUUUUUAUUUCAGUUUAAUUUAUGAUCUGGUUUUUAAAAAUCAGAUGUCGGAGGUGUUUUUAUUUUUCAUUCAGUUCAUGUAACUGCCUGACAUAACAGACAGAAAAAAACUUAAAGGGAUUGUGUAUUGUUUGAUUCACUUAGAAUUUUUAUUUUCUUAUAACUUAAGUGCAAUAAAAUGUGUUUUUUCUUUUUCAUUUCAAGCCUGUUGGUUGUGUGUGCUUGUCAGUGUGGAAGUGUCAUUCGUGUAAAAAAUAAAGCUUCAACCAUC